Molecule: messenger RNA, 4751 nt
Organism: Amyelois transitella
Lineage: Eukaryota; Metazoa; Arthropoda; Insecta; Lepidoptera; Pyralidae
Gene: insc
Exons: 9
Coding region: 234-3854 (1206 amino acids)
Biological process (GO): asymmetric cell division; apical protein localization; regulation of asymmetric cell division
Cellular component (GO): apical cortex
Molecular function (GO): cytoskeletal adaptor activity
Source: RefSeq, a predicted model, not a curated record
UACAGUCGAGUCGUGCCCCAUGCCGGUAUGCGCGACAGUAGUGCACGAUACAUCACAAUGCGCGGCGAAAAACUUGACAUUCCCGCGCGCGUGCUUUAAAACUAAGCAAAACAGUGUGAACUCAAGAUAUUAUAAAGAGAAAUUUGUGGUUUAUUGUCUAUGUUAUGAACAAUUGAGUGUUGGAUCGUAUUUGACUGGAUAUUUUGUGAUUUGUAUCCUGGUGAUCUUGAGGGAUGUCGAACUUCCAACGAACGCGCAGCAAGGUCUGGUGGGAGGACUCCCCGCAGAAUGUACGGAACUUCGGCAGCCCGGUAGCCCAGCCGCGGUGGAAGGAAAACGAAAAAUUGGUCGAACCCGACUGGGAGCCGCAAUUGCCUCAUUGGAUCGCUAACCAGCCCGAGCAACAAAGGAACAAUAGUGCCGAUAACAUUGCGCAGCCUAACAAUGCGCAGAUAAACCAGUGGCCGCUACGUCACGGAAGCCCCGGGAGCCAUAAGAGCCAAGAUUCCGGGUUCUCUGACUCCGAUAGCUCCCCGCCGCCCUCGCAGUACUACCCCUCUCCCGAGUCCAACGAAUCUAAAAACAAAUCGUCUAGUAGCAGCGAUUCUAACAAUAAUGAAAAUAUUACUGUUAGGCAAGUUUUCCCGAACACUCCACAAAGCAAAGAUGUUGUCGAUAACGCUAAAGUAUUAAAUAAUAGUGGAGCCCCCACUCCUAAACCAAGAAAUCGAAGUAGCAGUGUUAUACAAACCCCAUAUGAUUUACAAAAAUAUUACGAAAUUCAUCGAGAUGAAGAGCAUAUGGAAUUACUAAAAGAUAAAGAUGAUAAAACUAAUAACAUAGCUACUGCUAAGAAUGUAAAUAGCGAAAACAACAAUGUAGAUAAGGUUUCAAAAAAUAUCUCACCGAAAAUUGUUAAUUCCAAAUCGAAUGUUGAUAAAAAUAAUAGAGUAGAAAUAAAAGUUACACCUCCGAAUAAUGUAAGUAAUAAAGAAAAUACUCCAAAUAAAAGUGCAAUAUACUCAGACGCCAAAGAAGUACCGGUUAAGAAUAUUAAUGUAAUAAGUCCAUCAAAAAAAUAUCCAGUUAAGAAAUCAUUCGUUUCAAGCUCGGAAACUGAUAGUACUAAACUAAGUAAAGUAGCAAAAGUAAAAGAUUUGGAAACAAGUAAAAAUAAAUCGGAUGAAAGUUUAGAAUAUAUAAAAUUGGCAAACAACAAUGAAAUCGUUGUCAACAACCAGCCCAGAGUACGAACACCUAUAUCAAAUGUUUCUUACGUUCCUACUGAACGAACAUCUAUUGCUAAAGUUGAAUAUAAAAGAAGUAUGUCUAAUGAAGACAAUCUUCCGAUCACAAAUACUCCAAAAUUUCAAAGAGAUAGGCUUAACAAAUCUCUCAAUUUUGAAGCUCAACGAUUGGAUCAACAAAUACUUGACAUUCAAAGCGGCCAUCAUUCGCUAGGCUACAUUGAUGAAGAUGAAAGUGUCAUUGAGGAAAAGUUCGAUAAAGGUCAAAUUCAUAAGCCUGCCAAUGCGAUACUAGGGAAAAACAUAAUGGAUAGUCUUCAUUUAAAACCUACAACAAAGAAAACAGGUCCCAAGGCAAAACAACGAAUGGCAACUAGAUCAGAUAAAGCUAAGGAUUUAUUUAGGAUAUUCCCUAAAAAAGAAAAACCAGGUAUCGUGGACAGCGAAGCAGGUGGAGUAUUAGAUGGAAGUCGAGUACCAUCGCUAGGUCUCCCAAGGGCAUACGAGCAAAACUCGUGGGUGGUAGUUGGUUAUCCAGAGAAAGAAAUGCUUAUACCACAUUACAAUGAAAGACUUAUUGGUGGUGACAAUACGAACGCAAAAGACACCGACGACGAUUCCAACAUGAAAAAUAGAAGGGUUACACCACCUCCUCAAUUCCAAGAUAAACAAAAGACCCCUUAUGAGACUGACUCAAAAAAUAACAGGGAUUUAACUCAUGAUUCCAAAAGAGAAAAAUUAAAACAAACGGAAAUGAAUUUCGUAGAUGUCCAAAUUAAUUUAGCAUGUACUUCCACACCAAAAAUGUUGGCUCCUCACGAGUUCAUGAACGGGGUUACACCAAAGAGCGUCAACAAAAACAGUAGACUGAACUUAUUAGACAAGUUUAACAGCGGGUUGGUUUUAAAUAACCAGAACGAGAUAUUAUACCGGGAGAGGAGUAUAGACCAGACUACUUUAGAGCGACUGUGCGAGCGCAAACCUGAGCCUGUACAGUACUGGUUGUGUGACCUCGUGGGCUCCUGCGAGAACGAGUGUAUGACCACUCUUCAGAGCAAACCUUUGGGUGCAGAGAUGAAAGCCAUGGUGUCUGCUAGCUCUGCCACCAUAACCGGGAACAUCAAGAAAGUACAAACCCAUGGGCAGAUCAUUGUACAUCAAUACAGCGAAGUUCUAAGGCAAAUUGAAGAGGAAAAGACAAGCGAAGAACAGAUAUGUUUAUUGGUAGCGAACAUCAACGAAUUUGUUCUGGCCCAUAGCAUUACACUCAACACCAAGCCUCCAGGGGAAACUCCCGAGAGGUGGGACAGAAUUAAGAAGUCUCUAGAACUAUAUCUGAGGAAGCUGAUAGAUAUAGGAGAGGAUGUUAAACUGGAGAUGAACGAAAGCAACCCAGAGUGGAAUCUCGUGGUGAAGCAUUUGGACACGCUGAUUGGGAUUUUCUUGGAAACUACGAAGGCGGUUCUGGUUCAACAGAUGAAGACACUAGUAUCAAUAAUCGAAGAACCGCCGUCGGACAUGAUUCUCAAAAGCACUUUAACAUCCAUCGGUCACCUCGCGAUGUUAACCGACAGCGUUGAAAGUGAUCUCCACGAGAAAUGCUCUAAGAUCAUGAAGAACAUUACCGACCUGCCAUUCGUGGACUGCGGAGUACCCAGGGCCCUACUAACGGCUAUUAUUGAGAGUAACAAGAGUUCUAUCAAAGCCCUUUCUUUGAGAGCCCUUGCGACUGUUUGCGUCACCGGAGAAGCGGUUAAACAGUUCGAAGAGGGUGGCGGUAUAGAGAUCAUAUCGGACAUACUGUCAGACCAAUCGAACCCGGAACCUCAGAUGAGAGAGGCCAUCACAGUGCUCACGCAGAUCACGGCGCCGUGGCUAAGGGGACACUACGACCUCACACAACUUCAUCUCUACUUGAAUUCCAUUGUAGAUAAUAUAACUGGUAUCCUUACCCGUACGGACUGCUGCCAACUCCUCUUGCUGUGCACAGCGUGCCUGGUCAACUUGGUCAGAGAACUGGAACUUGAGAAGCCAGUGGACAAGAGCAGUCAGUCAGACAUCGUAGAAGUACUGACCAGGCAUCGGUCUGUGGAGAAACUGCUGGCGGCCGUGAAGAGGCGGGGGCCGAAUAUUUCUGUGUUCUUGCAGGAACAAACAGCCUCGUUCCUAACAUCCCUCUCCCGCAUCCCGCGCUGCAUUCUCUCGCUGUCGGCGCAGUCGGCGGUGUCGGCGGCGCUCGUGUGCUUCACGCGGAGUGCGCCCGCGCACGCGCCGCGCGCCGCCGAGCUGCGCGCGCAGGCUCGGUUGCAUUGCCACGCCGCUGAAGCUAUAUCGAGACUGGCGAUAGUACCAGAGGUAGCUCAUCAGAUCGUCCAGUUGGAGGGCGUUCCUCAUCUUAUCCGCCUGGUUAGGAUGCAGCGAACGCGGCCCCACGUCGACGUCAACCCAGACCAAACCCUUAUUCAUUGCCUCAAAGCCCUGAGAAUCAUAUACAAGCAUAACCCCGAGGCUUUCCUCGAAUAUGAGAAAGAUGUAGAAGAAAUGAUCCGGCCACAUCUCAUGGAGUCUUUGAUGCUAUUUUCGGCAAAACAGGAGAGUUACGUGUAAAUAAAAAGGAUUUUUUGACUGUACAUUUGUACUUUGAUCUUGUUAAGAUUUUAAAAUGCAAAGAGACAAAUAUAAAAAAAAUAUAUGUUUUUUUUGUUUGCGUAUAUAUUUUUAAGAUUUUAAUAUAAAUGGACAAUGGAAGAUUCCUCUCGUAAUAUUUUAUCUCUCAUCAUAGAAGAUUCCCCAUGCAUUCACUAAAUAUACAUAAUUUACAUGCCAGUCCGUCACAUGUCGUGGUAUAUUUUAUGCACUAUUUGUUAGUGAUUUUGUUUUUUUUUUCAUUAUUUCAAGACAUUCUUCGACUUUGACAUUUGUAAAUAUACCGCUGUUCAUAUAUGCUUUAUAUACGUAAAUCCUCUAUUUAAAUAAAUUAAGAUCUUUAAAACGGAUGCCAUACUUUAUGUUACUAGUCUUCAAAUGGCUCACUUAUUGCCAUGAAAUGAUUUUUACGCCAUUCGUGACGUGCCGAGCAUUAUACUGCUAUUUUUAAGAUUAUCUACUGUAACAGCUACAAUUAUAGUUACGGAAAACAUUAAUUACGGUUUUCUGUAAAGAAAAGAAGGUAUAAAUAAAAAUGGUCAUGUGACUCGAAUCAUUCCGCCAAUCAAGGUUUCUUUUGUAUCUGUGGUACGCCGCCAUUGGCAGGAUUGAUGGACAGCAAUCACGUGACUUUUUAUUAGCUUUCAAAUAUAUGCAAUUUUUUCAAUUAAGGCAUAUUUAAUUUUAAUUUUUAAUACCCUUCUCUUAACUGUAAUGUCGGUUCCACCAUUAUUUCAAACUAUUUCGUGUACUCGUUUUGUAUGCCUGCUCUACGAUAUACCUGUAUAGAAAUUAUGAUUGUGUGGUCCCCCGCACUAUUGUUAUGUUUAUAUAAAUAAAGUAUAUUACACAUUAAAA